AUGAGUCGCCCUCGGGUUUUGAGCCAUGGCCUGUCCAGGCUUGGCCACGCCGCUCGGGGCCAUCGAAGCUACGUGACCGAGGCGGACGUGCAUUCGGCAAGAAGCUACUGCUUGAAGCAGAUACAGACGAGCGACUACGAUGCCCACCUGAUCCGACGUUUUGUGUCCCCCCCCGUCCAGGACAUGUACGCCGCCCUCCGCGCACUCAACCUGGAGCUCGUGCGACUGCCCGAAAUUGUAUCGAAUCCUACAAUUGGAACGAUGCGAAUGCGGUUCUGGCAAGAGUCAUUAGACAAAACAUUUGAGGGCCAGCCACCCCGGGAGCCCAUCUGCAUCUUAUUACACAGAAGCUUGAUGGAGCUGCAGGAACGCGCGGGCGGGUCGACCAAGAAGUCCAUCAAGUUCUGGCUGUCAAGGUUAGUCCGGACUCGAGAAAAACACAUGGACAACAGGCCAUUUGCGAGUCUCGCGAGCCUAGAGGAGUACGCAGAGAACACAUACUCGACGCUCAUGUACGCGACACUGGCUGCGAUCCCCAUUCGCUCCAUGAACGUCGACCACCUAGCCAGCCACGUGGGCAAAGCAUGCGGCAUCGCAGCCGUGCUACGUGGCAUACCUAUUCUUGCUGCUUCGGCCCAGCCGGUCAGGACACCGUCAGGAAUGGAGGCGCCCGUGACGCACAAGCCCGCGCUGCUGCUGCCGCUGGACGUCAUGGCCGAGGAAGGCGUCAAGGAGGAAGAGGUGUUUCGUCAGGGCCCCCAAGCCCCAGGACUCCAGAAUGCCGUGUUCAAGGUGGCGACGCGGGCAAAUGACCACCUCAUCACAGUGCGCGAAAUGCUCAAAAGGCUAAAAGCAGGCGAGGAUCCGGGCCACGAGUUUGAGCACCACGGCCAGGAUGAGCACCACACCUACGGGGAGCAGCAGGGCGAUAGCACAUCUAGGGAUCUCCAUCAAGGAUUUGGUGUGCUUCUUGAAGCGGCGCCCGUUUCCCAGUACCUGGAGAAUCUGGAGAAAGCCGACUUUGACCCUUUUGCUAUUGAUGCCGUCAGGAUGCUUUACGAACUUGUGGGAAUCGUCCGUCCGGGAAGCUUGAGCGAAGUCAAGGAAAUCGCCCAUACCAUCGGAUCCCUCGUCCUCAAAAAUGGCGGUGUCGUUCGCGGUAUCAGCAACUGGGGUGUCUUCUCUCUUCCCCGCCCCAUCUCGAUUCAUCAGAUGAAGCACACCCACGGCCACUACUUCGUCAUGCGCUAUGACUCGAGCACUCGCGUCCACCAGGAGGUCCGCAGCACUCUGCGCCUCGAGCCCCGUAUGAUCCGGGCCGGUCAUGUCAAACUCGGCGAUGGCAAACUCGAGACCCUAUCGAGGUUCGGCAUGCCCAAGUGGAGAACGAGCAGCAGCGAGGCUUAA
Messenger RNA from Geosmithia morbida, 1407 nucleotides. RefSeq names its product NADH dehydrogenase. Gene Ontology annotation, cellular component: ribosome; mitochondrial small ribosomal subunit. Gene Ontology annotation, biological process: translation. Bases 1 to 1407 code for a protein of 468 amino acids. Gene Ontology annotation, molecular function: structural constituent of ribosome; small ribosomal subunit rRNA binding. The record is from RefSeq and is a predicted model, not a curated record. Lineage: Eukaryota; Fungi; Ascomycota; Sordariomycetes; Hypocreales; Bionectriaceae. The transcript is spliced from 4 exons.